Molecule: messenger RNA, 1595 nt
Organism: Gadus morhua (Atlantic cod)
Lineage: Eukaryota; Metazoa; Chordata; Actinopteri; Gadiformes; Gadidae
Product: protein ALP1-like
Exons: 2
Coding region: 70-1437 (455 amino acids)
Source: RefSeq, a predicted model, not a curated record
CGUCGCGCUUCCUUUCAUAGUCUACACAGCAUACGCGAACGUCGCGGGCGUAGUGGUGUAUUGCAUUACAUGCAAUACACCACUUACGCCACGGGCGGCAGCAGAAUCGCCGGUGUUUUUGCGGCUUAUAUUGCGGGCGACAUUCCGAGUGCCAUUCCGAUCAAAAUGUCUACGGAAGAAGAGUGCAUUUUAUUGCUCCUUUUACACCGGCAACGACAACGCAGGAAGCGCAGAGAUAGGCGGUGGUAUGUGCGCCCUUUGAAUACCACACGAGAUCGGGAUGGGGAAUUUGUUUCUCUGGUGCUUCCAAUGCGAAGCCUGGACGAGGAGAGGCAUUUCCAAUAUUUCCGUAUGUCGGCGCCAAAGUUCGAUGAUCUCCUUUCGCGAGUCAUCCGUUACCUUCCCGACUCGCACCAAAACCACCGGAACCCGAUCGGGGCUUCCCAAAGGCUUGCGGUUACCUUGAGGUACCUGGCAACCGGCAUCGGCCUGCAAGCUCUUUCGGCGAGCUACAAGAUGGGCACCAGCACUGUGUCGGGCAUCGUGGAGGAGAUGUGUUCUGCCAUCUGGGACGCCCUUCAGGGGGAGUUCAUGGCCUUUCCUUCCCGCUGUCAGUGGCAGGACAUAGCGGAGGAAUUUUGGAGGCAGUGGCAGUUUCCCCUGUGUGUCGGGGCGAUUGACGGGAAGCAUGUCAGACUCAGAGCUCCAGCACGAUCGGGAAGUGACUACUACAACUACAAAGGUUUUUUUUCAAUUGCCCUUAUGGCUGCUGCUGAUGCCAACUACAGAUUCAUUUAUGUAGAUGUUGGCGCAUACGGGCGUGAGAGCGAUGGAGGUGUCUUGGGUCGCAGUGCCUUCGGAUCCAGACUGGCAGAGGGCAACCUCAAUCUACCCGCCCCUGCUGUCCUACCAGGCACCACAACGCCCAGUCCUUAUUUUUUUCUGGGGGAUGAGGCCUUUCCCCUACAAGUGAACCUGAUGCGUCCCUAUCCAGGUACUAACCUGCAGGAUAGGAAGCGCAUCUACAACUACCGACAGGCCAGGGCGAGACGCGUAGUGGAGAAUGCCUUUGGCAUAUUGGCUGCGCGCUUCCGAAUCUUUGGCCGUCCAAUUGACUGUCAACCUGAAAAGGCGGUGAAGAUUGUGAAGGCGUGUGUGGCUCUCCACAACUUCCUGGCAUCCACCGAACGAGCCAGAUACAUGCCCGCCUCCUUUGUGGAUACGACCGCUGACACCGGAGAGGUCCAGCCUGGAGAGUGGAGGCAGCAUGUCGAGGGGGACCGGAAUAUGGUCGACGGACCACGGUGUUCGGUCGGCAGAGCCAGACCAUCUCAAAGAGCGGCCCUUGUCAGGGAGCAGCUGGCAGAUUAUUUUCUGUCGGAUGCUGGCGUGUUUCCCCACCAGUACAAUGUGCUACGAUUGGGCACUGACCAAUAAACGUAUUGUUCACUUGGAAACAUGACUUCUAAUUUAUUAGUUAUCACAUUACACAAGUUAACUAAUUUGGUUUACGUCAAACUCAUUAAUUCAUAUCCAUAUAAAAUGUUUACACAACGAGCUACUGCCUUGACAGAUGAAUGAAUUAUUUAAUUGUA